This is a messenger RNA of Ictalurus furcatus (blue catfish), 1692 nucleotides long. RefSeq names its product chemokine (C motif) receptor 1b, duplicate 2 (gene xcr1b.2). The coding region runs from base 35 to 1114 and encodes 359 amino acids. The transcript has a single exon. Gene Ontology annotation, molecular function: G protein-coupled receptor activity. Gene Ontology annotation, biological process: immune response; G protein-coupled receptor signaling pathway. The record is from RefSeq and is a predicted model, not a curated record. Lineage: Eukaryota; Metazoa; Chordata; Actinopteri; Siluriformes; Ictaluridae. Gene Ontology annotation, cellular component: membrane.
CUGGACAUCUAUGUGUGGAUCUGUUUUUUAAAAAAUGUUUUCUCUUAACUCAACAACACCCCUGACCUACACAAGAACGGAAGAAAUGAACCUGAGUGACAAUCUGAAUGACUCGUAUGAAUAUUACUAUGGAGACCUGGUCACACAGUGUCAUUUGGAGGAAUACGAUCGAAUCACGGGAAUAAGUUUCAUCGUCAUCUGUUGCCUCAGCUUCCUCGGGAAUGGCAUGCUCCUCUAUGCUCUGGCCCGCUUCGAAGAUCUCAAAAGGAUCACCAUGCUUUUUCUACUCUGCUUGGCGGUUUUUGACCUGUUGUUCACGCUGACGCUUCCUUUCUGGGCUGUUGAUCAACUAAACGAGUGGAUCUUUGGAGAUACUGCGUGUAAGAUCCUAACCGGGGCCUAUUUUGUCGGAAUAUAUGGAAGCCUCAUUCUACUGACGGCCAUGACGGUCGAUUGCUUCUUUGUUGUUGUUGUGCGCAGCCAGUGGCUCACUCACAGAAGAAGGCUCAACUGUGCAAGGGCAGCUUUCGCAGGGUCGUGGAUCAUCAGCGUAGGAGCGUCUCUGAAAGACGCCCUGUCCUCCGAGGUUCGAAACGUGACUAACACCUUCACCUGUGGCAAUGUGCAUUCUCAUGAUGACCAGGUGGGAUACUACACACAGUUUGUCAUGCUCUUCAUCAUUCCGCUGGUGAUCAUCGUCCUGUGCUACAGUUUUAUCCUGCACACGCUCAUGUCGAGCUCGGGGCGGAGAAGGUAUAAGACAUUGCUGGUCGUGUUGCUCAUAAUCAUGGCUUUUGUCAUAUGUUGGGGACCUUAUCAUGUCAUCAUACUCCUGGUACCGUAUAGUGAUAGUGGGGAUUGCAAAAAGAGAAAUCAAUUCAACCAAAUAUAUGUCGCCUGCCGUAUCCUUGCCUAUUUCCACUGCUGCAUCAAUCCACUGCUGUUUCUGAUCAGAGAAAAGUCCAGAAAAAUCCUGUCCAAACUUCUGUUCUGCCAGCCUCAACACAGGAGCGCUGAACUGUCAUACAGAUCUUCUGACCGGAGUCACUUCAACUUUCACCAACACCACAGCGUGGCAAUUCCACAAAACUUAACAGAACUCAAAUCACUUUGACAAAUGACGAUGAACUCGGUGAUGGAGACUCAAAACUGGUACAUUUCUCCUUUUUUAUGUGAGUGAUUCCUAUCAUGAAAAUAUUACACAUAGAGAGAGAGAGAGAGAGAGAGAGAGAGAGAGAGAGAGAGGGCACGGUUAACAUGGAAACAUUUAACUUCAAAAUGAAAUUUCAUACUGUAAUAUUCUAUUAUCUAGUAUAUUAUUAUUAUUAAUAUACUAUUUCUAAUGUAAUAUACUAUAUUAUAUUUUCCUUAUUUUUUUUUUUAUCCUCAGUCUGUUUUGCAUUAACAUAUUUAUAAUCUAUUUUUUUUGUGCUAACUGCACUCUUAGACUUAAAGAGUCCUUUGGAUGGUUAAUGGUUUUUCUUUAUAAAGGAACAAACCAAAAAAAUUAUGCAGAGUACGGGAUUUACCCUUAUUUUCUCACCGUGUACUUGUGUUUCACUUUUCUUUUGUUGAACUCAUUUUAUGUUUUAUUCUCUCUUUUUUGGGGGUGUAAUAAUACUGUAAAUAACAGAAAAAAAACCCCUGGUGUAAUAAUACUGUAAAUAACAGAAAAAAAAACCCUGGUGUAAU